Molecule: messenger RNA, 797 nt
Organism: Schizosaccharomyces octosporus yFS286
Lineage: Eukaryota; Fungi; Ascomycota; Schizosaccharomycetes; Schizosaccharomycetales; Schizosaccharomycetaceae
Product: Cdc25 family phosphatase Ibp1
Exons: 1
Coding region: 148-564 (138 amino acids)
Cellular component (GO): nucleus; cytoplasm
Molecular function (GO): protein tyrosine phosphatase activity
Source: RefSeq, a predicted model, not a curated record
UUCUUACCUAGCAGAAAAAAUAUUAUAAGAAGCAUAUCAUAUUAUACAGAAAAUACAUCGUUACUUGUAGUCUAUUCUCCUAAAAUUCAUCUUCACCUCUCCCAUCACUGAUAACUUUUUUGACUUGCUUUUCGUUUUUUUGUCAGGAUGAGCUCUUUAAAUUAUAUUUCUGCAGACAGUUUGAAAGAUCUUAUAGCAGGUAAUCGUGAUAAAGUUUCUGUAAUUGAUGUUCGUGAUGACGAUUUUGAAGGAGGCCAUAUUCCGGGAUGCAUUAACAUUCCAUCUCAACAAUUUCUCACCUUAGUAGAUGAAUAUGUUGAGCAACUUUUACAACAAAAGGACAUUAUUGUCCAUUGCACAUACUCCCAAAUGCGUGGACCAAAGGCUGCUAGAAUUCUUUACGAAACUUUGCGUUCUAGAGCUCUAAAUCACUGCCCUAAAAAGGAUUUAUCUGCAGUAGAAAAGGAGCAGUACUUCCAAAAACUACCUUCCAUUUAUAUUCUUCAUGGCGGAUUUCUUGCAUGGAAGUCUCGCUUUGGAAACGUCCCAAACAUGAUUGAGUAACUCACAUAGAUUCCUUUUUUGUUGUUCUGCUUUUUUACUUUUCUUACGUACUUAUGAAAGUUUGAGCAUUAUUUGUCUUUCUUUGCUUUUUUGUUUUGAUCCUACACUUUCGUUCUUUCGUUUUCUUCGUUAUUCGUUUGUACACUUAUAUUCACCUACUAAAUUUCAUUCUUUUCGUAUUGGGGUAAUUCUAUAAUUUUAUUACAACUUUGAAUAAUAAAUAUAAAUAACCA